AUGAAAAAAUCAUCCGCCGUCACAUCACCACCAUCUCUCUCCCUCUUCCUCCUCCUGCUCCUACCGUUUCCAGCUCAAUCCUCCGAUAAUCUUAUCGACACAAUCUGCAAAGCGACACCAUUCUUUGACCUCUGUGAAGCUUCUCUCCGCCCUCUCUCUCCCUCACCUUCUGAUCCCAAGUCUAUAGCUUCCGCAAUAGCCAACGUUGUGCUCAGCAACAUGACCGAUACCUUAGGAUAUAUUCAAUCACUGAUCAGACACUCUCACGAUCCAGCUGCGGAGCGAGCGCUGGCUCAGUGCGCCGAGGUGUACAGGCCGGUGGUCCGGUUCAACAUUCCUCAGGCGACAGAGGCAAUGCGGCGAGGAGAGUUCGGAUUCGCGACGUAUGUGCUCGGAGACGCCGAGAAACAAACUGAUUCUUGUCAGAAAUGGAUUGAUAGUGCUGGCGCCGACGAUGAAAGUUCCGUGCCUCUUACGGCUAGAAACAAGCUGGUUAAGAAUCUUUGUGACGUGGCGAUUAUUAAGCCCAGUCAUUCAAAUCAGGCCCAAGCCCAUAUGAUGAUCAAGUCUGAGUCUGCAACACACAACAGACAAAAGACUCUAACGGUAAACAGAGGCAACGUAGAAGACAAGACAGCUCACCACCUACGACUGGUCAAUAGAUUCGGAGUCCUUCAGGAUCAGAUCGAGUGA
Messenger RNA from Eruca vesicaria subsp. sativa (arugula), 693 nucleotides. NCBI's taxonomy places the organism in Eukaryota, Viridiplantae, Streptophyta, Magnoliopsida, Brassicales, Brassicaceae. The record is from the annotation of a GenBank genome assembly.